Closterium sp. NIES-65 is the source of this 1068-nucleotide messenger RNA. The record is from the annotation of a GenBank genome assembly. NCBI's taxonomy places the organism in Eukaryota, Viridiplantae, Streptophyta, Zygnematophyceae, Desmidiales, Closteriaceae.
AUGAAGAAGAUCGGCAUUGGGCUGACUGCGUUUGGCGUGCUCUUCUCGUUUCUCGGAGUCGUCUUCUUCUUUGAUAAAGGGCUGCUAGCCAUGGGGAAUAUCUUGUUUCUCGCGGAAAGGUGGGAUUCGUCUGCCUCCCUCUGUGUGCCAUCUGCCUCCCUCUGCGUGACGUCUGCCUCCCUCUGUGUGACGUCUGCCUCCCUCUGUGUGUCAUCUGCCUCCCUCUGCGUGACGUCUGCCUCCCUCUGCGUGACGUCUGCCUCCCUCUGCGUGACGUCUGCCUCCCUCUGUGUGCCGUCUGCCUCCCUCUGCGUGCCAUCUGCCUCCCUCUGCGUGACGUCUGCCUCCCUCUGUGUGACGUCUGCCUCCCUCUGUGUGACGUCUGCCUCCCUCUGUGUGCCGUCUGCUUCCCUCUGUGUGACGUCUGCCUCCCUCUGCGUGACGUCUGCCUCCCUCUGUGUGACGUCUGCCUCCCUCUGCGUGACGUCUGCCUCCCUCUGUGUGCCAUCUGCCUCCCUCUGCGUGACGUCUGCCUCCCUCUGCGUGACGUCUGCCUCCCUCUGCGUGACGUCUGCCUCCCUCUGUGUGCCGUCUGCCUCCCUCUGCGUGCCAUCUGCCUCCCUCUGCGUGACGUCUGCCUCCCUCUGUGUGACGUCUGCCUCCCUCUGUGUGCCGUCUGCCUCCCUCUGCGUGACGUCUGCCUCCCUCUGUGUGCCAUCUGCCUCCCUCUGCGUGACGUCUGCCUCCCUCUGUGUGACGUCUGCCUCCCUCUGCGUGACGUCUGCCUCCCUCUGUGUGCCAUCUGCCUCCCUCUGCGUGACGUCUGCCUCCCUCUGCGUGACGUCUGCCUCCCUCUGCGUGACGUCUGCCUCCCUCUGCGUGCCGUCUGCCUCCCUCUGCGUGCUGUCUGCCUCCCUCUGCGUGACGUCUGCCUCCCUCUGUGUGACGUCUGCCUCCCUCUGUGUGACGUCUGCCUCCCUCUUUGUGCCGUCUGCCUCCCUCUGUGUGCCGUCUGCCUCCCUCUGUGUGACGUCUGCCUCCCUCUGUGUGCCCUCUGUCUCCCUCUGA